Messenger RNA from Biomphalaria glabrata, 2576 nucleotides. RefSeq lists its product as uncharacterized. The record is from RefSeq and is a predicted model, not a curated record. Gene Ontology annotation, biological process: proteasome-mediated ubiquitin-dependent protein catabolic process. The coding region runs from base 1662 to 2330 and encodes 222 amino acids. Gene Ontology annotation, cellular component: proteasome regulatory particle, base subcomplex. Lineage: Eukaryota; Metazoa; Mollusca; Gastropoda; Planorbidae. Gene Ontology annotation, molecular function: proteasome-activating activity. The transcript has 10 exons.
AUUAAUAGUGCGAAUUGAAAAUACUGAGUGCAAAAUAAAAUAUAUAUAGGUCUGUGUUUAUUGUUUACAUUUCAUCUACUUCCGGACCCGGUGUGUCCUAAAUUUACGAAGAAAUGGUUGAAGACUAGAUCUAGAUGAGAUCUACAUCUAGUUCUAGACAUAGAUCUCUAGAUCUACUGAUCUAGUAGUCUAGGUCUAGAUAUUAGAAUUAGAUCUAUUCUUAGAAUCUACCUCCAAGAAUGAAAUCAGCUCAGCCUUGAGUUGGACGACAUGCUUUAACACUUUUCCCCUGGAGAGCCAACAAACGUUGGUGUGAUACAGGAGACAUUAGUAGUCUGAAUCCAUUGCUUCACAAAGCUCUGAGGAAAGUCAGAAUGCAAGCGGUCGAGAUUUGAGGAAGUUUACAACUUCAAUCACUUGAUCCAGAACAGACAUCAAAUAUUUGAAGGCAAGAGCUUCUCUGUGGAUCAUGCAGUGAACAACUAAUACAUUUGGAUUUUCUUGACGCACAAGAGUGAAGAAUCCCUUUCUAUUUCCCUGCAUGGAAGGACAGCCAUCGGUGCAAACGCUGACACAGUUUGUCUCCACUGUACUUUGAAUAGCAAAAUGUUUUCGUUCACCACUUAAAAAUCUUCGUAGUUGGUGGCGAUUUUAUUGUUUACCAUGAAGUUGUCUACUUUUCAAAUUUUACUGACCAAGUUUUGUACAGUGACUGAUCCAUCUGCAGUUUCCGAACCAGUAACUGAUAUCUCAAAAAAAUAUUGCUAUACUGAUGGUGUCUGGUCACCUCAGAUGAUCAACAUGAUUUGUUCAUUGAAAGACACUUGAAGGUGUAAGUUGUAAAAGGUUUUGAAAGACUUGCCAAAGCAAGGCAUUCUUGACAGGGAUAAACAUUGGGAGCAGCUCUAGCUGACUCAGCUCAGAGGAUGACAUCACAGUUAAUUGACAUCUUUCUGUUAACAAUGCAUGGAUUAUCUUAUCUUCUUCAUUCUAGGGGAAUUAUGCAUUAAGUGAAGACAUCUUGCUGUAGAAGAGAAGAAAAAUUCAGAUAUUCCACAUGAUUUACAAUAUGGCUUUGAUUGUCUUAUGUUAAUGGCUGGUAAAGAACUGAAACAUGUAGGCUGGAGAAUCACUUGAUAGAAAUCAAGAUGUUUAGUCACUUUGGGAGCAGUGAUCUUGAGAUUUCGAUGCUAGAUACUCUCAGAUUUGAAAGCCGGUAUCUUGGAUAUUUUCUUAGCUCCUCUAGAUCAAGAUGGCAAAGAACUUUAUAAGGAUAGGUCUCCCAUCCAUCACACAACAUUCAAGCACCAAUGGGUUUCUUUCAAGGAGUUGAAGAUAAGGUAGUUCCCCUUCAAAGCUGAGAUGAGGAAGUUAAAGCAAAAGGACUGCAAUGUUUGUUUCUAGGACCAGACACAAGAGAAUUCGACAACAUAUGUAUCAGAAGAUCAAAAUGAGAAACUGAAAUCUGCCCAUUUGGAGUGUCACCAGAGAAUGCUGACCAUCUCCUCCAAAACUGCUCUCUUUACCAAGAGGCUGUACAUGACACUGGCCCCAAAACACCCCAAUAGAAAGAAAACUAUAUGGAGAGUUCCCUGAUUUGGAAACCACUGCGAAAAUAAUCUCAUAUACUGGUCCAGUCAUCUGAAUGCUCCAAUAAAAAAAUGAGAAGGAAGAAGAAAGAAGAUUGGAAGCAACAUGGCUAUCAAAAAGCAGAGACGAUACAAACCUCAUUAGAUGGAGAGUUUUAUUUUGUUGGUAAAGUCCUUGGUUUUGAGCCAGCAGAGAAACAUAGAAAGGGCCGUACACAUAUAUGUAAAAUACAUGCUAGAUCUAUGAGUGUAGAGAAAGAUAUUCGUUAUGAGCUGCUGGCUAGAUUAUGCCCAAACAGUACAGGAGUGGAAAUUCGUAGUGUUGGCACAGAAGCUGGAAUGUUUGCUAUCAGGGUUCAUAGGAAGAUGGCUACAGAGAAAGAUUUUCUGGAAGCAGUAAAUAAAGUCAUCAAAGCCUACGCCAAAUCUAGUGCAACUCCUUGCUACAUGACUUACAAUGAAAUCAAUUGUAGCUUGAUAGAAAUGUCUACUAGAGAAUCAGUACAGAACUUGUGUUUACUCACUGAUCUGACUUUAAACUUAAGUGAAUCAUUGUUUGUAUUCAUGAUGUUUUAUUUUAACUUAUUAAAUCAUGGUAUCUUUCUUAUUAAAUAUGUUGUCAGUGUGGUUUUUACUUUUGUCAGUAAUUUGUUCCAUCUGGAUGUUCCUUUGCAAUUUAAGAUUAUUGCAUCCCAAACCUCCUGCAGGAUAGCUGGGAAUGAGUAUGGGCAUUUCAUCUAGUAGGGUAGCUAAUAGAAUCUGAACAUGAAUGAACUAGAUCAGUGUGCUUGAUACUCAGGGCAUUAAAAAGCAAUGCAUGAACAGUACCCAGAUGUGGCUUAAUAUCAAUUGAUAAAGACACUAGAAAGCAUUAUGAAAAUAAUUCUUCAAAAAUCAAGUGUACAGAAAUAAUUUUUUGGGUAAAUAGGUUGGCAUGUCUUGAGCUUAUUUAAAACAUAAAAAUAUAUUUUUAAAAAUUUAGACAAU